GUCCGACAUCACCAUCAUUUCGCAAGAAACAUGGACCAGCAUCGGACAGCCAGCCGCUCGACCCACCGACGAAUCUGCUGUCACGGCUUCCGGAAGCAGCCUCAACCUUCUCGCCGAGUUCCAGACCGAGAUCACCAUCGGAGGCGUCACCAAGCGUGGACGCGUCUUCAUCUCGGACAGCGCCGAACUCAACGUCCUUGGCAUCGAGACGAUGGAUCUUUUCGAUCUGUGGUCUAUUCCGAUCAACAACUUGGUCAACGCCGUGCACCAACGCCCCGACCAAGUCAUCGAGCAACUCAAGCAGCAGUUUCCGGAGGUGUUCCGAAGCACGCUGGGUAGAUGCACCAAAGCGCAGGUGAAGCUGUACCUCAAGCCCGACGCACGUCCAACCUACUGCCCGAAGCGACCAGUGGCGUACGCUGCUCUUCCGAAGGUGGACGCAGAACUGCAGCGGCUCCAGGACAACGGUAUCAUCUCGCCAGUUCAAUUCUCGGACUGGGCAGCUCCGAUAGUCGUCGUGCGCAAGGCGGACAACGUCUCCGUCAGGAUUUGCGGUGACUAUUCGACGGGGCUGAACAACGCGCUGGAAUCUGACCGACACCCGCUGCCUCACCCCGACGACCUCUUUGCGGAACUGGCUGGCGCACACUUCUUCACACAUCUCGAUUUGUCUGACGCCUACCUGCAGGUCGAAAUCGAAGAGGAAUCGCGCAAGCUGCUCACCGUGAACACGCAUCGUGGCCUGUUCCAGUACAAUCGACUGCCGCCUGGAGUCAAGCCGGCGCCUGGAGCUUUCCAGCGCAUCACCAACAGCAUGGUUGCCGGCAUUCCUGGAGUCAAAACGUACCUGGACGACAUCCUCAUCGCUGGCCGCACCAGAGAGGAUCACGAUCGCAGUCUUCGCGCUGUUCUCGAGCGCGUGCGUGAGUAUGGCUUUCACUUACGCAUCGAAAAGUGCCGUUUCGCCCUGCCACAGAUCAAGUUCCUCGGACACAUCGUGGACAAAGACGGCAUUCGGCCCGAUCCAUCCAAGACGGAGGCCAUUGCCCAGAUGCAGCCGCCGAAGGAUGUCCAGCAGCUGAGGUCCUACCUCGGCGCAAUCAACUACUAUGGACGGUUCGUGAAGCAGAUGAAGCAGCUCCGGGCUCCCCUGGACAACCUGCUCAAGAAGGACGCACCCUGGCGCUGGUCCGCAGAAUGCCAGAAAUCGUUCGAGCAGUUCAAGGCCAUCCUGCUUUCCGAUCUGCUGCUCACCCACUAUGACCCGUCCAAGGAGAUCGUUGUCGCAGCAGAUGCAUCGAAGUACGGCCUCGGCGCCGUCAUCAUGCACCGAUUCCCGUCCGGUGAGGUGAAGGCCAUCGCACACGCCUCUCGCUCACUGACGCCGGCGGAGAUGAACUACGGACAAGUGGAGAAGGAAGCCCUGGCCCUGGUUUUCGCUGUCACGCGAUUCCACAAGAUGCUGUACGGACGCCACUUCCUCCUGCAAACCGAUCAUCAACCGCUGCUCAAGGUAUUCGGCUCGAAGAAAGGCAUUCCUGUCUACACGGCGAAUCGUCUUCAACGCUGGGCCUUGACGUUCCUGCUGUACGACUUCGACAUCCAGCACGUUUCGACGACGGCUUUCGGCUACGCUGAUUUCCUCUCCCGGCUGAUGUCAUCCCAAAGCCGGCCAGACGAGGAUUACGUGAUUGCCGCCGUCUACGUCGAAUCCGAAGCCAGAGCCAUCCUCGACGACUCAAUCAGCAACCUUCCAGUCACUCACAAGAUGAUCGUGGCUGAGACGCGAAAGGAUCCAGUUCUCCAGCAAGUGGUGAGUUUCCUCAACGAAGGUUGGCCAGCGAGCGCCAAGCUGAUUGCUGACUCUGACGUCAGAAAGUUCUUCGCUCGGCGCGAUGGACUCCAAGUCAUCGACGACUGUGCUAGUGGACACCCAGGGAUGGACCGCAUGAAGUCUCUGGCCCGCAGCUACGUUUACUGGCCGAACGUAGACGACGAUGUGGUGCAGUUUGUUCGCCAGUGCAAACCGUGCGCUGCUGCAGCGAAAUCCCCGACGAAGGCGACCCUCGAGUCGUGGCCUCUCCCGGACAGGCCGUGGCAACGUGUCCACAUCGACUACGCUGGACCAGUCGAUGGUUACUACUACUUCGUCAUCGUGGAUGCCUACUCCAAGUGGCCCGAGAUCUUCCGCACUCGUGCCAUAACCGCAACUGCAACCCUGGACAUGCUUCGUGAGACCUGUUCCCGUUACGGCAACCCGGACGUCCUGGUCUCAGACAACGGAACGCAGUUCACCAGCGGGCAGUUCGAGGAGUUUUGCCGUGCGAAUGGUGUUACCCAUCUCCGCACUGCGCCCUACCACCCGCAGUCAAACGGCCAAGCGGAGCGAUUCGUUGACUCACUCAAACGUGGCCUCAAGAAGUUGAGUGAGGGGGAAGGCUCGCCCACACUGGAGCACUUGCAAACGUUCUUGUCGGUGUACCGUUCCACGCCCAACCGGAACACACCGAACAUGACGUCUCCAGCUGAAGCAUUCCUUGGACGACCCGUGCGCACCACACUGGACCUGCUGAAGAAGCCUGUUCCUGCCACGCCGGUCGCCGUCAACCACAAGCAGAACGAGCAGUUCAACCAUCGGCAUGGAGCCGUCAAGCGCGAGUUCAAGGACGAUGACCUGGUCUACGCCGAGUACCACCAGCGCAACACCAAGUCCUGGAUUCCCGGCCGUGUCGUCGAACGGAAAGGUUCCGUCAACUACAUCGUGCAGCUGGACCUGGAAGGAAGACAAAGGAUCGUGAGUUCGCACGUCAACCAGUUACGCCCUCGCUACGAUGCUGAUGUUCCUGACCAAGUCCAACAACGUCUACCGUGGGAGAUCCUGAUCGAAGAAGCUCGACCGUUGCUGCUAGCCGACCAGGAAGAACCUGAAGCUUCCAUCGAGAUCGACAUCCCUGUUCCAGACAGUCCCGCACCUCCAGCCCUGCCUGGAACCGAAGAUCCAUUGGAAGGUGGAUCUGGCACAAACCCCUUUGUGCUGCCUGAAGAAGAUGCCGUACCCGCCGACAAGCCCGUAACGCCGCCGAAGCCGCCGACACCGAUACUUCCUGUUGGUCCACGACGUCCCGUUCGACCGUCCAGGAUUCCACGGUGGCUGAAUUUGUACGACAUCUCUUAAGGGGGAGAUGUAGCAGGCCUUGACCUGCACAGCUGAUGCAAGUCAGUUCAAUCCCGACUACCAAGCAAGUCGGAUGUAAUAAACAGUUAUUUCGCUACAACCUAACUGUCUUUUAGUAGCCUAGCAACGG
Culex pipiens pallens (northern house mosquito) is the source of this 3305-nucleotide messenger RNA. RefSeq lists its product as uncharacterized. Lineage: Eukaryota; Metazoa; Arthropoda; Insecta; Diptera; Culicidae. Gene Ontology annotation, molecular function: nucleic acid binding. The coding region runs from base 212 to 3175 and encodes 987 amino acids. Gene Ontology annotation, biological process: DNA integration. The transcript is spliced from 2 exons. The record is from RefSeq and is a predicted model, not a curated record.